Molecule: messenger RNA, 921 nt
Organism: Penicillium psychrosexuale
Lineage: Eukaryota; Fungi; Ascomycota; Eurotiomycetes; Eurotiales; Aspergillaceae
Exons: 2
Coding region: 1-921 (306 amino acids)
Source: RefSeq, a predicted model, not a curated record
AUGCAUUUCCACUCUGGUCAAUUGGGAUUCUUACUUCCAAUUAUAUCUGCCUGUCUGUUUGCUUCUGUCGAAUCUAAAUCUUCGGAACAUCCAAGACCAAUCUUCACAUUUGACCAGCUCUGGAAACUCGAGAAGGGCUUCUGGGAUUCCUUUCUCUACCCUGCAAAUCUCAAACAGACGCAAGGCAAUGCAUCGACUAUUUUCGCAUCAGACGUGCAAGGUCGUGUCGACAUCACCCGCACCUUCGACGGCGACGAGCUAAACCGCGAAUACAUCUUCGGCCUAUUCGCCGAUCCAGAGCACGUCAGUCUCAUCGGUGUCCCGAUCGCAUAUAACAUCACUCAAUUUACUGCCAAUGAUAACAUCACAUCUGCGACAACGGUCGUCACCUUCAACGCAACAAGUUUCGGCGUCCUUAUCCCAGUGACGAUCGACACAUGGAUCGAGUUCAACGCCGACGGCAAGAUCGCGCAGUACGACGCAACAUUUCGCUGGUUCGAGUACCUGCUGGACUUCUUAGUCGAAGGAGUCGCGGCAAAAAUAAACGCGACUGAGCCCGACCAGGCUGUUGCCUAUGUUGCUGAUUUGCUAGCCACUGCGAUCUGUGAUACACAUGAGCAGCAUUGCACGGGUUCGAACCAGCAGUAUACAGACACCGCAAGUUGUUAUGACUUUUUGACCAAGACUGUGCGAUUUGGAAAGGCCUACGAGCUGGGUCGUAAUACAUUGCUGUGCCGCGAGGUCCAUGAGCAUAUGGUGCAGUACCGGCCCGACGUGCACUGUUCACAUAUCGGUCCUGGUGGCGGUGGAUACUGUGUUGACGAUAUGGACUACAUGCAGACUGUACUACAGAGAUACUUCAAUGACUCUUGGAUUCCGUUUGGGUAUGGGACAGAUCAGAAUAUCUGGCUCGCCGACUGA